Pseudonaja textilis is the source of this 982-nucleotide messenger RNA. NCBI's taxonomy places the organism in Eukaryota, Metazoa, Chordata, Lepidosauria, Squamata, Elapidae. The record is from RefSeq and is a predicted model, not a curated record.
UUGGAUGCCAAGAAGCGAAAGAAACUGAUGCUCAUGGACCACCACCAACUGGUUCGCUUCCAUGUUGUGCCCACCCGCAACGUCAUGGUGACUAAAGAGAAACGCUGGCGCAACCGUAUUGAAGUGCGUUGCAGCCGUUGGCCCCCUUUCAAGAUGUGGGUGUCUUCAGUUCUGAACAGCCGAACCUUCAAGGGCUUUAUGAUCUUUCUUAUCUGUUUGAACAUGCUGGUCCUCAUGGUCUCAACACAGAUAAUAGGGAAGAAGGGAAACACCUAUGGGAAAAUUACCUGGGUCCUGGAGGUGAUCAUUUGGAUCAUUUUUAGCAUGUUUGUAAUGGAGAUUUUGUUGCAUUGGCUUGUGAGCUUUCGGAGAUACUGGAGAAAUCCUUGGAAUAUCUUUGAUUUCACAGUGACCUUCAUCUCCUGUAUACCAGCAUUAAUAUUUCCAUUUGAGGUGAAUAGGACAAAACUCCAACUUAUCCAGUAUAGCCGUGUACUGCGUGGCCUAAAGCUCUUUCCUAGAGUCCGACAAGUCCGGGUUCUCAUCAUGGCUAUUGCCAAAGCCCUGAAGGCGAUGGCCUUCAUUUUAGUUCUCCUUGUCUUCCUCUUCUACGUCUUUGCUGUUUCGGGCAUCUUCUUUUUUGAGAGUUACACCCGUUCAGACAGGAUGGACCUGACUUACAACAUGUUUUUCAUGGACAUGCCCAACUCUCUAGUGACCAUCUUCAUUCUUUUCACCAUGGACCAUUGGUAUGCUCUGUUACAAGAUUUAUGGAAGGUCCCAGAGAUAAACAAGGUGAUCAGUGGUAUAUUUAUCUGCCUAUGGCUUCUGAUUGGGGCAUUUAUUUUUAGGAAUCUCUUUGUUGCCAUUAUGGUCACCAAUUUCCAGAACAUCCGAAGUGACCUAAGUGAAGAGGUGAGCCAGAUAGAGACUCAGACGCAAGCUGACAAAUUCAAAAUGGAGAUCAUGGAAAAGAGAUUCA